Aspergillus sclerotioniger CBS 115572 is the source of this 1098-nucleotide messenger RNA. Its product is annotated as S-adenosyl-L-methionine-dependent methyltransferase. Lineage: Eukaryota; Fungi; Ascomycota; Eurotiomycetes; Eurotiales; Aspergillaceae. The transcript has 5 exons. Bases 1 to 1098 code for a protein of 365 amino acids. Gene Ontology annotation, molecular function: O-methyltransferase activity. The record is from RefSeq and is a predicted model, not a curated record.
AUGGCAACUCUCAGCGAAAUCGCAGCCCACAUUACCGAGCAUGCUAAGCUCCUCGACGAGCAUCUGCAAUCGAAGAAUCUACCCCCUCCUUCAUUCGCUAUCGAUGCACCCCCUGACUUUCCUAACCCGGAGAAGGAUCCCCGUGUUGAAGCUGCUCGGGUGGCCCUGAUUGAGGAUACCCAGACCUUGCGGAAUCUGGCACUUGGUCCGGCGCACGUGGUGAGGGAGGUUGGUUGGAGUCUCCUCCUCCGCCAAUCCUCCACAAUCGGCCUCUUCCACGAACCAUCCCCGAACCAUAUCGCGCAUACUGCCUCUUCAGCUCUGUUGUUCAAAGAUAAGGCGUUGAAUGAUUGGUUCGGACAUCAUCUUGAAGAGGUGUUUCCGGCGGGGGUGGAGUUGGCGGAUGUGGUAGCUGGGGGUGAAGGGAUAGGGAUGGGGAAGGGAAAAAGUGCAUUUAGAGUUGCAUUUGGGGUUAAGGAAUCUUUUUGGGAGUUUUUAGAGAUGAAUCCCGAACGACAGAGGAGGUUCUUGGGGGCGAUGAAGGCGGUGGGUGGGGAUGGAGACGGGGGACAUGAUUUAGGGCAUGUGGUGGGGGGUUGGGAUUGGGGGGGUUUGCCCGAGGGGGCGGUGGUUGUUGAUGUCGGCGGCUCCUCCGGCCCCCUCAGCAUCGCCCUCGCCCAAUCCACAAUCCACACCAACCCGAACCUUACCUUCAUGGUGCAAGACUACGCCCACACCAUUGACUCCGGACGCGCUGACGUAUAUGUACUUCGUCAUGUAUGUCAUAAUUGGUCGGAUGGUCAUGCGGCGAGGAUUCUGGGUGGGAUUGUGCCUGUUAUGAAGAGGAGUAGUAGGAUUCUGUUGGUGGAGGUGGUGGUGGUUGAGCCCGGGGUGGUGGGGAGGGUGCAGGAGAGGUAUAUGCGGAAUGUCGAUGUGACUAUGUUUCAGAUGUUGGGGACCCAAGAGAGGAGUAGGGAGGAUUGGGAGAGGGUGGUGGGGAUAGUGGAUGGGGGCAAUGGGAAGGGAAAGUUGGGGAUUAAGGGGGUGUCGAAGCCUGAGGGAAGUUGGGAUUCGAUUAUUGAGGUUGGGUUUGUCUGA